Molecule: messenger RNA, 744 nt
Organism: Alternaria arbusti
Lineage: Eukaryota; Fungi; Ascomycota; Dothideomycetes; Pleosporales; Pleosporaceae
Exons: 2
Coding region: 1-744 (247 amino acids)
Molecular function (GO): acyltransferase activity, transferring groups other than amino-acyl groups
Source: RefSeq, a predicted model, not a curated record
AUGUCGUCGACCGAACCGGACGCGCCGGCCAAGUCGCCUACGGAUGAACUGCCGCAACUCUCUACCUACACUGCUGAGACAGAGGAGGACCGAAUCGAAGGCUUGCGCUUGGUCGCAGAUUCCGUGGCACAACAGCGCCAGGUCGCCAGCAAGGUCAUGCUGUUCCAUCCAGUUUCACUAGCCGCGUACUUUGUAGUUGUGGCUUUUGCUGCGCAGUACAUGCUACGCUGGUACGAGGACAAAACAAUGUUGGCCACAACCAUUGGAGGCAUCACAAUGACUUUCCUCAUCUUCAUUCGAUGGAUGACCGGUGGCUAUAUCGGUAUGGCCGAGGACAUCAACAUGGAUUGGCUGGGCGAUGACAGGCUCAUCGUGGUGAAGUGGGGUGAGGACGUCAUCGGAUCCUUGGUAUUGGGUUGGGCCGAUAAUGAUGCCGCGAAGAAGCGUGGCAGGAGAAGGCGAGGCAAGGCCGUUGUACGCGCUUGGACUGUAAAGUUGAAGUAUCGCGGCAAGGGUGUUGGUGGGGGCUUGUUGGAGGAGGCUGUCAAGGUGGCAGGAGAGCGAGGCGCAGAUGGCAUUGUCUUUGAUGCCGACCAUGCCAACUCGAAGCGUAUCCUCCCUGCCAUCUUCAACGGUUACCUCAACAAGCAAGACGCCAAGGCCGAGAAGGCUCUACAAAAGGUUGCGGACGCGAAGGGCAACUUCCGCCAGCGUCAGAGCUCGCCCACUUGGGGCAGCAGGUAG